This is a messenger RNA of Meriones unguiculatus (Mongolian gerbil), 2607 nucleotides long. RefSeq names its product guanylate cyclase soluble subunit beta-2-like. The transcript has 14 exons. Gene Ontology annotation, cellular component: guanylate cyclase complex, soluble. The record is from RefSeq and is a predicted model, not a curated record. NCBI's taxonomy places the organism in Eukaryota, Metazoa, Chordata, Mammalia, Rodentia, Muridae. Gene Ontology annotation, biological process: response to oxygen levels; cGMP biosynthetic process. Gene Ontology annotation, molecular function: guanylate cyclase activity; heme binding. The coding region runs from base 133 to 2166 and encodes 677 amino acids.
UGUGUUUCAGCUGUAGGCAGUGUGAACUCUGAUCGCUUGGUGAAGCUGUCAUCUGCCAGGCUUCUGUGCUCUACAGCCAUCGGCUUCUGCUCUGUAACUAGGACCUCGUGAGAACCUCCUGAGGAUGUAUCCAUGGAAGCCAUUCUGAAGCUCUUUGGUGAAUACUUCUUUAAGUUUUGUAAGAUGUCUGGCUAUGACAGGAUGCUGCGGACCCUGGGAGGAAACCUCACGGAGUUUAUUGAAAACCUAGAUGCCCUCCACAGUUACCUGGCACUGUCUUACCAGGAAAUGAACGCACCAUCCUUUCGAGUGGAGGCGGGAGCUGACGGGGCAAUGCUUCUCCAUUACUAUUCAGACAGAAGCGGUCUGUGCCACAUUGUACCAGGUAUCAUUGAAGCUGUGGCCAAGGACUUCUUUGACACCGAUGUGGCCAUGAGUGUCCUCGGCAUGAAUGAAGAGGUGGAGAGGACAGGGAAAAAAGAGCAUGUUGUCUUUCUGGUUGUGCAGAAGGCUCACAAACAGAUGAGAAGGGCAAAGGCAAACCUGCCACAAGACAGCGCAGACAUCGGGUCGGAUGAGGAGGCUCUUGAGGCAACACUCCUUAGGAUGAAAGAGAGAUAUCUGAGCAUCUCAGUUCGUCCUGGAGAGAAAUCUCACUCGGAUGUUGUGAGGGCAUCAGUCAUGUUCAGAAAAGGGCCCCUCAGGGACUCCUUCCAGCCCGUCUAUCCUGAGAGACUGUGGAUUGAAGAGGAGAUGUUCUGCAAUGCUUUUCCUUUCCACAUUGUCUUUGAUGAAGCACUAAGGGUCAAGCAAGCUGGAACAAAUGUGCAGAAGUAUGUCCCUGGACUCCUAACCCAGAAAUUUGGAGUAGAUGAGUAUUUCUCCAUCGUCCACCCUCAAGUUACCUUCAAAAUCUCCAGCAUCUGCAAGUUCAUUAACAGUCAAUUUGUCUUGAAGACACGAAGAGAAAUGAUGCCCAAAGCAUGGAAGAACCAGCCGACACUCAAACUCCGGGGCCAGAUGAUCUGGAUGGAGUCUCUGCAGUGCAUGAUCUUCAUGUGUUCCCCAAAGCUCUGCAGCCUCCAAGAGUUGGAGGAGAGCAAGAUGCACCUUUCCGACAUCGCUCCCCACGACACCACGAGGGAUCUCAUCCUCCUCAACCAGCAGAGGCUGGCGGAGAUGGAGCUGUCCCGCCAGCUGGAGAGGAAGAAGGAGGAGUUGCGUGUCCUCUCCAAGCAUCUGGCCAUUGAGAAGAAGAAGUCGGAGACCCUGCUGUAUGCCAUGCUGCCUGAACACGUGGCCAACCAGCUCAAGGAGGGCAGAAAGGUGGCUGCAGGAGAAUUUGAAACCUGUACAAUCCUUUUCAGUGAUGUGGUGACAUUUACCAACAUCUGUGCAGCCUGUGAACCUCUCCAGAUAGUGAAUAUGCUGAACUCAAUGUACUCCAAGUUUGACAGGCUAACCAAUGUCCAUGAGGUCUACAAAGUGGAGACGAUAGGUGAUGCUUACAUGGUGGUAGGUGGUGUACCAGUACCUGUUGAAAGCCAUGCUCAAAGAGUUGCUAAUUUUGCUCUGGGGAUGAGAAUUUCUGCAGAAGAAGUGAUGAAUCCUGUCACUGGAGAACCCAUCCAGAUCAGAGUGGGAAUCCAUACUGGACCAGUCUUAGCAGGCGUGGUAGGAGACAAGAUGCCUCGGUACUGCUUGUUUGGCGAUACAGUAAACACAGCGUCUAGGAUGGAAAGCCACGGGCUUCCCAACAAAGUGCACCUGAGCCCCACGGCCUACAGAGCUCUGGAAAACAAAGGGUUUGAAAUUGUCAAGAGAGGUGAAAUUGAAGUGAAAGGGAAAGGAAAAAUGACCACAUACUUUCUGAUCCAGAACCUGAAUGCCACCAAGGAUGAAAUCAUGGGGCGACCUACAGCUCUCACCAAUCAGGAAGAAGCAAGUACUGCUGGAAACCAAGACAGGGAGCCCUGUGCAGUCCCAAGUUACGUGGGUGGAGACCAGCAGCAACCCCACAAUGGUGAGGCAGCAGAGACUUCUGAUGAAGCCGCGCCUGCAGGGAGCCCGGUGACAAGGCUGGAUUCCACGGAUGCAGCCGAUGGCCAGCCAUCCCCUGAUCAGACCAAGACAAGAGUGCCAUCUGCCUUAUGUGUUGUGUUGUAAUCAAGAGAAAAAGUGAAUCUACAGAAGCCAAGCGCACGCCUGUAACCCCAGUACUUGAGGAAGCAGAGGCAGGCAGAUCUCUUUGUGUUCGAGGCUAGCCUGAUCUACAGAAAUGAGUCCAGAACAGCCAAGGCUACACAGAGAAACGCUGUCUUUUUUUUUUUUUUUUUUUUUUUUUAGAUGUGUAGCGGUGGCAUACCCACCCUGCAAUAGAGGAAGAAACUCAGAGUUCAGAAAGGCGCUGUGGUUUAUACAAGGCCCACAACUGGUGUAUGCAAGGAGUUUGGUUUUUAGGACCAGCUAUCCUGGGCAGACCACAUAUGUGAGAGUCGACUUUGAGUUACAAGUCGAGACAAUUGCACAGUUUUUUUCGGAUGCCAUUAAUUCUUCAGUUAAUUAAAAAUGAAAAAUAAAGCAAACAGCUAAAAACCCACAAGUAAA